GCACGGGGAGCCGGGGCGCGCGCGAGAGCGGCUGCUGCGAAGUCCUCUCCAAACACACUUCAAUGACCAGGCGAGCUUGGGCAAGCUGCGCUUUCCUGCCGGGGCACCAGGAGCACCGCCGGCCUCCGAGGAGUUGGCCUGAAGCAGCCGCACCAGCCCGCAGGACUUCUGGGGAAAGGCACGACGAGACCCCGAACGGAGUUCUCUCCCAAGACCCGUUUGACGGGGCCUUACUGGAGUGGCAAGGAGAGCGGCGGUUCCCAGAGGAGUGACCGGCGCUCUUGCUCGAUUCCCCCCUCCCCCUUUUCUCUCCCUCCGUGGAAAAUGAGCCCAUCGCGCGUGUUGCGCCAAGUCGAAACCCUGAGGCUGCCCGCGCAGUAAUGACAAAGGAUUGCCAAGGCGGGAGUGGGUCGAGUUUGGCGGAGCCAGCCCCGUACAUGGAUUACUAAAUGGGACGCUCACUCCAUCAGCUAGUCCUCCAGCUGCCCAGAUACACGCACCGACGAGGGUGAAGUGAAGAAAUAAAGUCUCCCAGCUGAACUACUAUGAGGUCAGAAGUCUUGCUGCUAUAUUUCACACUGCUACAUUUUACUGAGGCUGUUUUCCCAGAAGAUUCUGAGCCAAUCAGUAUUUCGCAUGGCAACCAUACAAAACAGUAUCCGGUAUUUGUGGGUCACAAGCCAGGACACGACGCUGCACAAAGGCACAGACUGGACAUCCAGCUGGUCAUGAUCAUGGACAGAACUCUCUACAUUGCUGCUAGGGACCAUAUUUAUACUGUUGAUAUGGAUGCAUCACAUACAGAAGAAAUUCAUUUUAGCAAAAAAUUGACAUGGAAAUCCAGACAGCCUGAUGUAGACACAUGCAGAAUGAAGGGGAAACAUAAGGAUGAAUGUCAUAACUUUAUUAAAGUUCUUCUUAGAAAAAAUGAAGAUACAUUAUUUAUUUGUGGAUCAAAUGCCUUCAGCCCCUCCUGCAGAACUUAUAAGAGGGAUACUCUGGAGUUUCUGGGAGAUGAGUUCAGCGGAAUGGCAAGGUGCCCUUAUGAUGCAAAGCAUGCCAAUGUUGCAUUGUUUGCAGAGGGAAAGCUUUAUUCUGCCACUGUGACCGACUUCCUUGCAAUAGAUGCAGUCAUUUACCGGAGCCUUGGAGACAGUCCAACUUUGCGGACAGUCAAGCAUGAUUCAAAAUGGUUGAAAGAGCCUUACUUUGUCCAGGCAUUGGAUUAUGGCAACUAUAUCUAUUUCUUCUUUCGAGAAAUCUCAGUGGAAUACCACAGCAUGGGAAAGGUCAUUCUCCCAAGAGUAGCUCGGGUCUGCAAAAAUGACAUGGGUGGAUCUCAACGAGUGCUGGAAAAACAGUGGACUUCCUUCCUGAAGGCACGGCUGAACUGUUCAGUUCCAGGCGAUUCACACUUCUACUUCAACAUAUUGCAGGCAGUUACACAUGUUAUCCAUAUCAAUGGCCGAGAUAUUGUUUUGGCCACUUUCUCCACUCCUUAUAACAGCAUCCCUGGCUCUGCUGUCUGCGCUUACGAUAUGCUUGACAUUGCCAAUGUAUUUGCUGGGCGAUUCAAAGAACAGAAGUCUCCAGAUUCAAUAUGGACACCAGUUCCUGAUGAACGAGUUCCCAAGCCCAGACCAGGUUCCUGUGCUGGCUCUGAAUUGCUUGGAAAAUACACAUCUUCCAGUGAAUUUCCAGAUGACACUUUAAACUUUAUCAAAACACAUCCUCUCAUGGAUGAAGCAGUACCAUCUAUUGGCAACAAGCCAUGGUUUCUGCGGACAAUGGUCAGAUACCGUCUGACCAAAAUUGCUAUAGAUGCUGCCGCUGGGCCAUAUCAGGAUCACACUGUGGUAUUCCUUGGGUCAGAGAAGGGAAUCGUUUUGAAGUUCUUGGCCAGGAUAGGAAAGAGUGGUUUUCUAAGUGACAGCCUUUUCCUGGAGGAGAUAAGCAUUUACAAUCCUGAAAAGUGCAGCUAUGAUGGUGUAGAAGAUAAGAGAAUUAUUGGCAUGCAGCUAGACAAGCAGAGCAGCGCCCUUUUUGUAGCAUUCUCAACCUGCUUAAUAAGGGUUCCCCUGGGAAGGUGUGAACGUCAUGGCAAGUGCAAGAAGGCCUGCAUAGCUUCUAGAGACCCAUAUUGUGGAUGGAUAAAAGAAAAUGAAGCAUGCAUGCAGCUCUUACCUGGAGAUAGCCUGGAAUUUGAGCAGGACAUAGAGAAUGGCAAUACAGAUGGACUGGGUGACUGCCAAAAUUCCUUCGUAGCCCUGAAUGGGCACUCCAGUUCCCUAGUUCCCAGCACCACCACUUCAGACUCUCCAGCCCAGCAGGGCUAUGAUGCUAGGGGGCGCAUGCUAGAUUGGAAGGAUCCAGUUGGCUCAUCUGAAAACACAAAUCCAUAUGUUGCUGUUUCAUCCCAUAAUCACCAAGACAAGAAGGGAGUGAUUCGAGAGAGUUAUCUCAAAGGUCAUGAUCAGCUGGUACCUGUCACCCUUCUGGCCAUUGCAGUCAUUCUUGCCUUUGUCAUGGGAGCUGUCUUCUCAGGAAUCAUAGUAUACUGCAUCUGUGACCAUCGACGCAGAGACGUGACCAUUGUGCAGAGAAAGGAGAAGGAGCUGGCCCAUUCACGGCGAGGUUCCAUGAGCAGUGUCACCAAGCUCAGCAGCCUCUUUGGGGAUUCUCAGUCCAAAGAGCCAAAGCCUGAAGCUGUUCUCACUCCUUUGAUGCACAAUGGCAAACUUGCUACUCCGGGCAGCACUACCAAGAUGCUCAUCAAAGCUGACCAACAUCACCUGGACUUGGCUGCUCUACCAACCCCAGAAUCCACCCCAACACUUCAGCAGAAGAGGAAACCCAGCCGAGGCAGCAGAGAUUGGGAAAGAAACCAGAACCUCAUCAAUGCCUGCACAAAAGAUAUCCCCCCCAUGGCAUCACCUGUGAUCCCCACUGACCUUCCACUCAGGGCUUCUCCCAGCCACAUCCCAAGUGUUGUUGUCCUGCCCAUUUCUCAGCAAGGCUAUCAGCAUGAAUAUGUUGAUCAGCCCAAAAUGAGUGAUGUAGCACAGAUGGCUAUGGAGGACCAAAAUGCCACACUUGAGUACAAAACCAUAAAGGAGCAUCUCAGCGGAAAGAGCCCCAACCAUGGGGUGAAUCUGGUGGAAAACCUGGAUAGCAUGCCACCAAAAGUACCCCAGAGGGAAGCCUCCCUGGGUCCUCCUGGCUCAUCUCUAUCUCAGAGUGGCCUGGGCAAACGAUUGGAAAUGCAUUCUUCUGCUUAUAAUGUGGACUACAAGAGAAACUAUCCUACGAACUCACUUACGAGAAAUCAUCAGACAUCAACUCUCAAAAGAAAUAACACUAAUUCUUCUAAUUCCUCCCAUCUUUCCAGAAAUCAGAGCUUUGGCAGGGGAGACAACCCUCCUCCUGCCCCACAAAGAGUGGACUCUAUACAAGUUCAUGCUGCUCAGGGUCAGGCCGUGACUGUAUCUAGGCAGCCCAGUCUCACCACAUACAACUCGCUGACAAGAUCAGGGUUGAAACGCACACCAUCGUUAAAACCAGAUGUACCCCCGAAACCCUCCUUUUCCCCUCUUUCCACAUCCAUGAAGCCGAAUGAUGCAUGCACAUAAUCACUGUGGGGAGGGGGGGACGAACAGGUGACUAGAGUAUGCCCUUAAAAAGCCAGUGUUCAGCAACCACGUUGCUAGUUUCAACUGACACAAAAGCUGUUGCUAAGCUGAGGAUGUAUUGCUCUCUGGGGAAAGUGGAAUAUUUUUUAACAAUCGGGCCAUGCAAUCCACAGUUUGCAACUGUACGACCCACCCUGUGAUACAACCGUUCUUUUACUCAAAAGACUAACCACAAACAUUGAGCCAAAAGCACACAUAUGAACGAUGACUGUGAUUCUUCACUCUCAACUGCACGGAGCAUCCAGAACUGGGAAAUGACUGCCUUGAAAGCAAAAGAAAUGGGCAGGGGGGAGCAAGCAACAACAAAAAAGGAAUUAAUUGAUUAAGCUAACUCUAACAGAACUAUGACAGGCAUUUACUAUGUGCAGGUACUGUGAAAUGCCCAUCAGUGUUACAGCCAUUUGGUUAUAGCCGGUUGCCAUGUUGGGCAACAGCUAUGUCAUAAGUUUCUGCUACUCUUCUCUUUUAAUGAGUAACAUGUGACUGUUAACGCAAGUAACUUCUAUUAUUUAUUGUUCAUCCUUUUGUCUUUUUUUAUUCCUAAGGAAAGUACUUCUACAUAUCAUCAUAUGAGCAGCUCUCCAGAAAAAAAAAAUACAUUGAAAAUUAUGCCUAUUUAACAUGAAACCCAUUAACUGGAGUAAUUAAAACUCUUUUUAUUUUUCCAAUAAAUUCACUGAGUUAAAUAAGUUGGAGCUGGAAUUCUGAACUUUUGUGUUUGGACUGUUUGAUCUCUUUUCUGGAAAACAAAAAAGGGGAAUAUUUAUUUAAAUGAAGGUAUAUUUUGCUGGCUGCCUUUCCUGCCUCUGCAUCAGGCGCAAACAAACAAAAAUCCCCCUUCCCCUGGUUCCUAUCUUCCUAGACUUAACUGCAGAAGAAAGCUCUUACGAGCUGCAAUAUGUGCCCCAUUGCUGUGAACAUGGUCUUGUCAGUAUCUAAUACUUUUUUGAAGGCACCAGCUUCUCCGCCAUCUCAUUUCACCCUUGCAUGUGAGAUGGCAAACAGAAAUCCACAAACAGUGUGAACUCAUUCAUAUGCUGGCAUGAGCCAUGCAAAGAAUAUGGUCUUACUGCACGGGUUUUUUUUGUGGAAAUACAUCUGUGAAUAGCCUGUUUUCUUCCACAUGUAAAUUUGUGCCUUACACCCUCAAUUGUGUAUCUUGUGAGCUGUAGUAUGUACAACAUUACCCCCUCUUUAGAAUAAAUUGGAUAUUUAUUUA
This is a messenger RNA of Eublepharis macularius, 4908 nucleotides long. RefSeq names its product semaphorin 6A (gene SEMA6A). The transcript is spliced from 19 exons. Gene Ontology annotation, molecular function: semaphorin receptor binding; chemorepellent activity. Gene Ontology annotation, biological process: semaphorin-plexin signaling pathway; negative chemotaxis; axon guidance. The record is from RefSeq and is a predicted model, not a curated record. NCBI's taxonomy places the organism in Eukaryota, Metazoa, Chordata, Lepidosauria, Squamata, Eublepharidae. The coding region runs from base 546 to 3629 and encodes 1027 amino acids.